Molecule: messenger RNA, 4208 nt
Organism: Contarinia nasturtii (swede midge)
Lineage: Eukaryota; Metazoa; Arthropoda; Insecta; Diptera; Cecidomyiidae
Product: P protein-like
Exons: 12
Coding region: 575-3067 (830 amino acids)
Biological process (GO): transmembrane transport
Cellular component (GO): membrane
Source: RefSeq, a predicted model, not a curated record
UCAAAUGGGAGUAUUUUCAAGAAGAAAAAAAUAUUUAAAAAAAAGUUAUCACAAUAAAGUCAUAAAACAAUCAUAAUGACACUAUGUCGAGAUUAGCAAAAAGCGAUUAUCUGGUAUGAACCAGUUUAUCGCUCUCACAAAAUGAGAUAAUACCCAUUUUAUACGGUAAAAUAAAAGUUAACAUCUGAAUUUAGGUGCGAAUCGCUCACGAAACGGGAAUUCCAGAAAGCGCCGAUACGGCGCAAUAAACUUUCCACAAAUUGAUAAAACUUUGAUACAUACAGAAAAUGAAAGUAAAUUCAUCGGUUUUUCCCAUUUCAGUCGGGAAUUUGUGCGAAUUGAGGCCAUCAAAAUAUUUCUUUCUUCGCAAAAAUGAUAUAUUACUAUUGCAUUUAUUUAUGAUAAGCGAUUCGAUACGAUCAUCGCGUACCAAAUGAAAGAAACUGCCAUAUAUAUAAAGAGUGAUAAUUAGAAAACCGUUAGACACAAGCCAUUGGAUUUAAUGAGCCGAGGAACGCGUUUCGAAUUAGUGUAAAUAAAAUCACUUUUCACUUCAAUCGAUUCAACGAAUUUCAUGAACAAUAAAAAAAUGAAAGUGAAAAUCGCGAGUAAAUACUUGCUGCGACGACAUCGACUAAACAGAAGCUUGGAUUCUUAUCCAAGUGUAAGUGAGGUGACAAGCGGUUCACUUGAAGUAUGGGCCAAUUUACCUGAUCAAAUACGCUGUGAUCCAUCAUUGGCAUCGUUUCGUCAAGAGCAUGAACGUAUCCAUGGUUCACAUUUAGGUGUAGAAGAGCAGGAUCCAUUGCCGAAUGAAGAAGAUGUGUCGGUGGGUGAUGUAAAUAUAACGAACCAUGCACAUCCUCCAGUGACCGGUGAAUUUAUUGCGAUAAAUGUCAGAAAUGACGAAGGCGAGAAAGUCAAACAACAGCUUCCAAAUGGGGAAAAUAGUACAGUGUUAUCGGAUCUAAACCAUACAGGUGUUACGGCCAAUGAGAGCGAUGAAGCUGAACCGAAAACCACGACACAAAAAAUAUUGAACGGCAUCAAAAUAGCGCUGUUGGUGGCUGUAUGGAUUUUAUUUACGGGCAUUUUGAUGUCAAAAGAUGAAAAGGUGCUGACACAUCAUCAACUGGCUGUUCCGAUUCACAAAAAUAAAACUUAUGUUCUUGAUGAAUUGCCACUUGAGUCUCGUUUGGGUGUUGUUAUUUAUGGUGCAUUUGCCGAUGAAAAUAGUAACUCAAGCAAUUUUCUACACAUCCAAGUUCAGUUGCUUCACAGACAGGUGGACGAUGUGAAUAGUAGUUCAAGCAUUGCAUAUAUUGAAAAUGAUAAUAAUAUCUUUAAAGUACCGAUUGUUGAAAAUAUCGAAGACAUCGACACGGCACCAGAAGUGAAAAGAACCCAUACAUUCCAUUUAGAUCAAAAGAUGUUUGAACAAAUUGAAAACAAUAGUACCAUUCUGCGACUUCGAAUUGGUUCAAAUUUACCGGUUAGUUUUCCUAUCAAUUUGGCAUACGAUCCAACGCCAAUCGAUAAAUCACUCGGCGUUAUUUAUGCAGCCUUUGUUCUAUUGGGAUUAUAUAUUAUGAUUAUUUGGGAAGUGGUGCAUCGAACAUUUGCCGCCAUGGUUGCGUCAACGACUGCAAUCGCCAUUUUAGCAUUGAUGAACGAACGACCAACAAUGCCCGACAUAAUGUCAUGGAUUGACGUUGAAACAUUGCUGUUGCUCUUUGGUAUGAUGAUAUUAGUUGCAAUUCUCUCAGAGACUGGUAUUUUUGACUAUUUUGCCGUUUAUGCAUUCAAGAUUACAAAUGGAAAAAUUUGGCCACUCAUAAAUUGUUUAUGCCUAUUUACGGCGCUUAUGUCGUCAUUUCUUGAUAAUGUAACGACCGUUCUACUGAUGACACCAGUUACAAUUCGUUUAUGUGAAGUGAUGCAAUUGAAUCCGGUACCAAUUUUAAUGUCCAUGAUCAUUUUCUCAAAUAUCGGGGGUGCAAUCACUCCGGUCGGCGAUCCGCCUAAUGUAAUUGUUGCAUCAAAUCAGUAUGUUAUUAAUAGCGGUGUGAAUUUCUUCACGUUUAGCCUUCAUAUGUCAAUUGGAAUUAUUUUAGUGAUGGUCCAAACAUACAUACAAUUGCGAUAUAAAUUCCGAAACAUCAACGAUUUACGCUUCGUCGAACCACAAGAUAUUCAAGAAUUGCGCCAUGAAAUAGCCGUUUGGCAACGGGCCGCUUCAUCGUUGUCCUCAUAUUCGAAAGACGAAGAUUUGGUACGUGAAACGCUUGUGAAAAAAGUCAAUCGACUUCAACGGCAUCUUAAGAAAAAAAUAUCAUCGGGUUCAGUUCCGGCAGAUAAUUACCAGCAAACUUUGGAAGAUUUACAAAAAAAAUAUCCAAUUCGUAAUCGUGCACUAUUGGUGAAAUCGGCCGUGACACUGAUAUUUGUCAUAAGUUUCUUCUUCUUGCAUUCCGUGCCCGAUAUACAACGAUUAUCGUUGGGUUGGACUGCACUGUUAGGUGCGAUAUUAUUAUUAAUUUUAUCUGAUCGUGAGGAUAUGGAAUCGAUUUUAGCACGUGUAGAAUGGUCAACCCUACUAUUUUUCGCUGCCUUAUUUGUAUUAAUGGAAUCAUUGGCAGGACUUGGGCUGAUCGAUUGGAUUGGUACACAGACCGAAAGUAUCAUUUUAACAGUUAACGAAGAAUCUCGUCUGGCUGUUGCUAUUUUAAUCAUUUUGUGGGUGUCAGCAAUCGCAAGUGCUUUUGUCGAUAAUAUUCCGCUCACAACGAUGAUGAUUAAGGUGUCAAUUUCAUUGGCAGAAAAGAAAGCACUCAAUUUGCCAUUACAACCGUUGAUAUGGGCAUUAGCAUUUGGCGCUUGCCUUGGUGGUAACGGUACAUUGAUUGGAGCAUCGGCAAAUGUAGUAUGCGCAGGUGUUGCCGAACAGCACGGCUAUCGAUUCACAUUUAUCGAAUAUUUCAAAGUUGGUUUUCCCGUUAUGCUUGGUUCAAUUGUUGUAGCAACCGGAUAUCUUCUUGUUUGUCACAUGUGCUUUACAUGGCACUGAAUAUCAUCCACAAAUAUCACAUCAUAUUCAAUUUGUGUUCGACGGAAACGUGUUUUUUCGGGAUUGUGAAUGAACGAGAAAAAUUGCACCAUCAUCAUUAUUUAUUGCAUUCGUCUCUUAGCAAAAUACAAAAAAAAAAUGUGUAUUUAGUUGAAUACGAUUCCCCAACAUUUCAGAACUUGUGCUCAAAAUCUUUAAAGCAUUUCCAAUUGGCAGAUGCUUUGAAGUACAGAUUGUGAUUGAUUCUAGAGAAACAAACACACAUGUAAUGUGCGUGAAUUUAAUUUGUAUUAGAAAAUUGAAAAUUAUCUAUAUGUUAUUGUUAGGAGUAAUUUGACGGCCAACGUUGACCGUUGGAUUAGAAAAUGAACAAAUUUAAGAUAUUUACUAUAAAGAAAAUCAUACACACAAUAUAACCCGGACAAAAGGUACAAACUAUUCCAUUUGAAAAUUUAACAAUAUAGCCCAAAAUAAAAUAUGCCAACAAAUGGGCUGAUCAAAUUUUGAGAAAAAAAAUUCCACAAAAUUCGACAUAAGAAUUUUUUUAGGAUUUGUGCAACAAUGAAUUUUCUUCAUUUAUAAUGUAAUGCAAAUUAUAGAGAAUUUUCGGAGACAAAAAAAAUUAUGAACGAUUCCGAACUCAGUUUAACUCUAAAUUUAACUGUUGAAAUUGUACAUAAACAUGCUAUUAUAAAAAUAGAAAAUUAUUAACGUGCAAUUAGAAUUCUAGAACUCUAUCAGAAUGAAUAGACAUUAAUUUCAUUAGCAGAUCGUUGUUCAGUAAUUGAAAUAGUACAAAAAGUGAGUUUUAUUGAAAUUAUUAUGAAAUAAAAAAAAAAUACUAAUAAAAAUUGAUUACUGAAGAGAAGUUUUGAAGAGCGAAAUAGAACAAUUUGGCUGAAUUGAAUUUCGGCCGGUCAGGGAUGUAUAAACAUAAGAAACGUGUGCCUUAUCAAAAAAUAAAAUUCUAUGAAGAUAAAAUCAAUAGGAUAAAUCCCAAACAUACCUCACAAUGAAUUAAUCGCAAUGACUGAAAUAAUGUCAUAAACCGGAAUUCAUUGUGCGGCAUGCUCUGGUUAAAUCGAUUUCAAAUUUUAUAGUUAAAAUCAAUUCACCCUCUCCGACCAAAAAAAAAAAAAAA